Molecule: messenger RNA, 1482 nt
Organism: Echinops telfairi (small Madagascar hedgehog)
Lineage: Eukaryota; Metazoa; Chordata; Mammalia; Afrosoricida; Tenrecidae
Gene: SH2D6
Product: SH2 domain containing 6
Exons: 15
Coding region: 1-1146 (381 amino acids)
Biological process (GO): cell surface receptor protein tyrosine kinase signaling pathway; intracellular signal transduction
Cellular component (GO): cytoplasm
Source: RefSeq, a predicted model, not a curated record
AUGGUGAGCUUGGUUCUGGUGUGGCCCCAGGCACUCAACCCUUCAGAGCCUGGGGCCUGGGAUGCUGCUGUGCUGGACUCCCCAGCUUGGAGAAACGAUGUCCCCAGCCCAUCUCCAGUGUCUGUCCCAGGGAGCUGGAGGCAGAGGCACUCCUUCCUGAAGGCCCAGGAGGAGGAGAAAGAGGAAGGUGAGGAAGAGGACCAAUAUGAGCUGCCCCCCUGUGAGGCUCUGACCCUCAAGAUCGCCCCUGCGCAUCUCCCGGGCUCGGAGGAGAACUCGCUAUAUCUGAAUCACGCCGGGCCCCUGAGCCCCUCCAAGCCUCCAACUCCACCGCUGCCUCCACCCCCUCCUCUGGUCCAAUCCCAGCCCACAACGCUGAAGGCAACUCCCGAGGGGAUGACGAAGCAGGGCCUGCCCUUCAGGAGACCAGAGCUGAGCACACCUGCCAACAUGGUGCCAGGUCUACCAAAGACACCAGAUGAGGACAUCUACGUGGAGUGUGAACCUGAUCCAGUCCCAGCCCUGACUCGGACUCUGAGCUCCCAAGUCCUGGUGCCCCCGGUCCCUCUGCCAAGGACAUCAGUGGUGCCCAGGUCCGCCACAACCCCCUGGGAAGCUCGGCAUGGAACAGGGGAUGCUGCCUUCAAAGGGUCUGCCCCAAAGCAGAGACCUCCCAGUGUGUACCCCAAGAGCACCCCUCAUUUGGAGGUCACACAAGGUCUAGUUGCAGGAAGGAAACCCUCUCUUCCCUCUUCAACUCCCACAAGACACAGCUCAGCUCCUGAAGAGGACAACCUGCUGGGCCAGCCGUGGUACUCAGUGAACUGCAACCGCCAUGCUGUGGAGACAGCCCUCCUCCGGGUGCAAAAGGACGGGGCCUUCAUCGUGCGCCCCAGCUCAGAGCCUCAGGGCCCCCAGCCCUUCACCCUGGUGGUGCUUCUCCACGGCCACGUCUUCAAUGUUCCCAUCCGGCAGGUGGAUGGCGGGCGCCACUAUGCCCUGGGCCGGGAGGGCAAGAGUCCCAAAGAGGUCUUCACCUCGGUGACCGCCAUGGUUCAGCACUACACGCAGCACCCUUUGCCCCUGGUGGACAGACACAGCGGCAGCAGGCAGUUCACCUACCUGCUCUUCCCUGCCGGGCCCUGACACCCUGACUGAUGGACAGGCCCUUGUCUGGGCUGCCCCUCCCUUUCAGUUCCUCCCCUUCCCAGCAGGCUUUGGGAGAGGUUGUCCAGAGAGGGAAAAGGGCACUGACCUAGUCUCCUUGGUGCAUCUGCAAGGCAGGAUGCCAUUCUCCACUUCCGAGAGUGACUUAUCCGUCUGGGCAACUGCUCUGGGUGGAGACAUGGCAGUGGCCUAGAGAAGUCGCCGUCCUUAGGCAGGUUGACUUGCAUAGGGACGACACAGGCCCUGGUCAAACAGCAACGGAAAUCCAUCCCCAUGCUCUUGGGGGCCUAGCUGAACUUGGUCGCUCUGCAUGAC